UACAUAUACGUGAAGAGGAGGAUGGUGAAGAAACCGAGGAAAUACUAGCAUGCUAGCUACCCCGACCCUCAGGCCUACGAUGGUGCAAUCGUAGCAUUCAAUAAUGAGCACAUGGCGCGUCUGUUUCAUCAUACCACAAACGCCAAUGUUUUGACAACAGCAGCUAAAUACUCACCCUCUCUCUGUACGACCCCAUGUCCUUACUUUACAGCCGUCUAUUUUCGUCGCUGCGUCAUGGCGAUCACGCUGCUAGAAAUGGGCUCAAUUAAACCCUCAAACUUCAACACCGACGUAUAUCCGCAAGCUCGCAAAGAUGCAACAAACGAUGGCCGAGCAGCAGUACAAUACCGACAACUCAUCUCCCGAGCUGUAACACAGCGUCUGCACUCGCCGUCUCUCGACGACCUCACGAAGACAAACUUGGGCGAUGUACCCGUACAUUCCCUAGAAGAAUGGGAGCUUCAAGAACGCUGCAUCGCGCGGAACAAAGCCCGAACUGAGGCCGAAGAGCUGGGUAUCCCAUGGACGCAAUUUAUCCGCGAUGUCGAAAACGCCGUUCUGCAAGUCCAUGUCCUCACGCCCACUCGUUACGAAGUACCGCCGAGGGAUAUAAAUAAGAACCAAGAGGCGACCAAACAGAACGAGGGACUGCAGUACAAGUUUGGCGACUCCAAAGAUGCAGAGCGUGAUAGAGAGUGGAGGGUCAAAGAUGCUGCUGUCUACAACAUGUUAAGAGCUUUUCGGGGUGCGCGUUUGGGCCGAUGAGUACGUCCGCCUGGCUUCGCUUCAUCAAUGUGUUGUUGUACAGAGUGGGAACGCGACACUGUCUUUCGCCUACCGUGAUGGCACUAUAAUGUCGUUAGCAAAGAUUCGCGUUGCUGGUUUUCGUCAAGAUGCGCGGUGUGUCCGUUCGCCAAGUGGAGGUGCAUGGUGGUCGGCCAUCAUGGUUCGCGGGUAGUCGGUAUGUUAUAUUAAACUUAUAUGGUCAACACGAUCCGAACACUGCUGUUUGAUCUUUCAA
Molecule: messenger RNA, 1021 nt
Organism: Alternaria rosae
Lineage: Eukaryota; Fungi; Ascomycota; Dothideomycetes; Pleosporales; Pleosporaceae
Exons: 2
Coding region: 112-765 (217 amino acids)
Source: RefSeq, a predicted model, not a curated record